AUGGGGAGAGGGAAGAUUGCAAUUCAAAGGAUCGAUAAUUCAUCGAGCAGGCAAGUGACUUUCUCGAAGAGGAGAAAGGGAUUAAUCAAAAAGGCGAAGGAGCUAGCAAUUCUGUGUGAUGCUGAAGUUGGACUUGCAAUUUUCUCCAGCACUGCAAAGCUAUAUGAAUUUGCAAGCACCAGCAUGAAUUCGGUACUUGAAAGAUAUAACAAAUCAAAGGGGGAAUAUCAGCAACCGCAAAAUCCAGCAUCAGAAGUCAAGUUUUGGCAGAGGGAGGCAGCAAUCUUAAGGCAACAACUAGAGGACUUGCGAGAAAACCACCGGUAUAUGAUGGGAGAACAGCUUUUUGGUCUGGGUGUCAAAGACCUACAAAAUCUGGAGAAUAAACUAGAAAUGAGUCUGCAGGGCAUACGAAUGAAGAAGGAACAAAUCUUAACUGAUGAAAUACAAGAGCUAAGCCGAAGGGGCAAUCUUAUCCAUCAGGAGAAUAUAGAACUGUACAAGAAGGCUUGCAGCACAAGGCAUGUGAAUGCAGAAAGCAUAAGUCCCUUCAUUCCAUUUGGAACUAACUUCGGAGAGGACUUGCAUGUCCCUAUCCAUCUUCAGCUAAGCCAGCCAGACCGACAACUUUAUGAGACACCGGCAAGAGAAACAGACUAAAACAGAGUACAACUACGUCAAAGAAAUGCACCAAGGACUUUGAACAGAUGUUAUUCAACACACUCUAAACAAAUAACCAAGCACAGGGGAACAUGCUUCUUGGUGUCAGAUGAUCGACAUAAAAUCCAAUCAGCACAGUCACCAGUAUGACAUUGCUUAUGAAAUUAACUACAAAU
Molecule: messenger RNA, 836 nt
Organism: Quercus lobata
Lineage: Eukaryota; Viridiplantae; Streptophyta; Magnoliopsida; Fagales; Fagaceae
Product: MADS-box transcription factor 23-like
Exons: 8
Coding region: 1-660 (219 amino acids)
Biological process (GO): positive regulation of transcription by RNA polymerase II
Cellular component (GO): nucleus
Molecular function (GO): RNA polymerase II transcription regulatory region sequence-specific DNA binding; DNA-binding transcription factor activity; protein dimerization activity
Source: RefSeq, a predicted model, not a curated record